GUAACACUAAAAUCGAACUUUUACAUCCAUAUGGUGAUAAAUCGCCAAUACAAAAUUUUUUAGAUAGAAAUAAAAAUGGGGGAAUUCACCAUGUUUGUAUUGAGGUUGAUGACGUUGCAGCAGCCAUAAAAGAUUUAACAUCAAAAGGCAUUAGACCUAUAGAUCCUGAACCGAAAAUUGGUGCACAUGGCAAUCCAGUUGUUUUCUUGCAUCCAAAAGAUUGCUUUGGAGUUUUGAUUGAAUUAGAAGAAAUUAAAAAAUCUUA
Racocetra fulgida is the source of this 265-nucleotide messenger RNA. The record is from the annotation of a GenBank genome assembly. NCBI's taxonomy places the organism in Eukaryota, Fungi, Glomeromycota, Glomeromycetes, Diversisporales, Gigasporaceae.